Molecule: messenger RNA, 4738 nt
Organism: Oncorhynchus mykiss (rainbow trout)
Lineage: Eukaryota; Metazoa; Chordata; Actinopteri; Salmoniformes; Salmonidae
Product: insulin receptor substrate 2-B
Biological process (GO): insulin receptor signaling pathway
Cellular component (GO): plasma membrane; cytosol
Molecular function (GO): phosphatidylinositol 3-kinase binding; insulin receptor binding
Source: RefSeq, a predicted model, not a curated record
GUGAUGUUUGUGCUCCGCUCGGUAGAGUUGUGUACAGAGGGAGAAGGGGACUGAUUGCUAGCUAACGAUUAAAGAAACGGGGUUGAACGUGGAAACAUUUCACACGGUGGGCUUCCUUACCUAAAAGCGUACAUUAGAUACCUGUUUGUGACGAAGAGGCCUGGACCGGCCGUUUUCAAACAGAACCAACAUACAUUUACGGUUGUAUUGUAGCUAACCAUCGCGCCGUGUAGCCACAGCACAACACAGCAGCGCCAGUCGGAGCCCGUCUCCAAAACAAGAAUGGGGUCUAGGUCCACAGCACGGUUUAGGUAAAGUGACCUUUGGUUGUGUUUUCUAAAUGGCAAAUUUCACGAAUUACCAAGAAAGCAAAGCGGCUAUGUUGUUAGUGGAGACGCAACAGAGGGGCAUCGGGACGAAACCAGCGGCAGCCAAUGAUGGAGACACCUCGGUUGGGGAACCCCCUUCCCCGUUACUGAAUAUCGGUGGCGUCGGGGCCAGCGGAGCUCAUUUCCAUCAGCACUUGCCGCCCUCCAGCCACCAUCACUACCCCCAGACCUCGCUGUCCAAAGGACCACAACACCCGCUGUCGCACCACUACCAGGCGGCGACGGAGCAUCAUCUCUCUGUUGAAAACAUCACGGAGUCCCCGGUAAGGAAAGCCUCGUCAUCGUCUUUGAACCUGGUACAGCACGACCCCGCUGCUAGCCACCACGCACUCGCUGCGUCGGUAAACGCGGCGUCGGCCGCGAUACAACUAGCCGCGAAUGCUAAUGUUAGCGUGGCUACCUCAGAAGGUGUAGUGGACGACAUUCAGAAGUGUGGCUAUCUGCGGAAACAGAAACACGGCCACAAGAGGUUUUUCGUGCUGAGGGCGGCCAGCCACCUAGGCCUCAGUCGGUUGGAGUACUAUGACAGCGAGAAAAAAUUCCGUAACAGUCUGCGGUCUGCUGCUGCGGCAGCUGCAAACGGUACGGUCGCCCCUUCUCCCCCGAAAAGGGUGAUCUAUCUGUAUCAGUGCUUCACUGUCAACAAACGAGCAGAUUCCAAAAACAAACACCUCAUAGCCCUCUACACUAAGGAUGAAUACUUUGCUAUUGUAGCUGAAAACGAGCAGGAACAAGAUGACUGGUAUGUAGCCCUGAGUGAACUGAUGAGUGAGGGGAAAAAGGGGCAUCUAGACUCGGACGAGUUGGAUGAUGGCUACGGUACCGUCACACCAGGUACGGUUUUCAAAGAGGUGUGGCAGGUGAACGUGAAACCCAAAGGGCUGGGUCAGACCAAGAACCUCACAGGUGUGUAUCGUUUAUGCCUCUCUACUAAAACUAUCCACCUGGUCAAACUAAACUCUGAGACGCCAUGUGUCAACCUUCAGCUGAUGAACAUCAGACGCUGUGGACACUCAGAAAGCUUCUUCUUCAUGGAGGUGGGUCGGUCAUCCUCUAUAGGCCCUGGGGAGAUAUGGAUGCAGGUAGAUGACUCUGUAGUGGCCCAGAACAUGCAUGAGACCAUCCUGGAGACCAUGAAGGCUCUGAAGGCUUUUGCUGAGAUCCGCCCCAGGAGCAAGAGCCAAUCUUCUGGCUCCAACCCCAUCGCUUUUAUCACCACCCGCCGUCACCUAGGUAACCUGCCUCCGAGCCAGACAGGUCUCCAGCGCCGCUCCAGGACUGAGUCGGUGGUUGGGACGCCGCCGUCGAGUAAGAGCUCUGGCGCCAGCGGCUAUCGCUUCCGAACAUCGAGCGAGGGUGAGGGGACGAUGAACCGGCCAUUCCGAUCCGUUACCGGCAGCCUGAUCCACCUGAACACUGCCCGGAUACACCUGGGGCGCCAGGAGGGCGGGGUAGGGGCAGGGAAUACCGGGAGCACCGGGGUUGUAGGGCGCUACGCCAGGGCACUACCUGGGUCCACCUACCACGCCCGCUCCGCCUCGCUCCCCGUCUCCCACUUUCCCUCCACCACCUCCCCCGUCAGCGUGUCCAGCAGCAGCGGGCAUGGCUCCGUCUCCGAUACCCUUACCCGGCCCUCCUCAGCGUCCAUCUGCGGUUCCCCCUCCGACGGAGGCUUCAACUCCUCAGACGAGUACGGCUCCAGCCCUGGGGACUUCCGCUACUUCAGGGUCCGGAGCAACACUCCUGAUUCCCUUGGCAACACCCCACCAAUCAGAGAAGAGAACUGCAUGAGUGACUACAUGGCCAUGGGCUGGCACCGUGAGGUGUUUGGAGCCGCCAGCGGUGGAGGGAGUAGCUCUGGCAGCGCGGAGACGCCCAACCGGGACGAGAGCACGUCGACGGAUGACGACAGGUCCCUGAGGAGACGUACCCACUCGUUCACGCGGCCCGGGGGUCAGGGGGGUGUUGCCGGCGGCAGCAGUGGUGUGACGGUGUACCAGAAGAUGACCCAGACCACCUUCUCGCUGGACGAGUCGGUGUCCGUGGGAGAGGCCCUGUCUCUCGGCCGCACCGACAGCAUCACCCAGCCUUCCUCCUCUUCUUCUUCCCUCCGCUCUGACUACAGCUCCUGCUCCGAGCACAGCCAGGGCCGACCCCCUCCUUCUUCGGCCAAGGAGGACAGCGGCUACAUGCCCAUGUUGUGUGGGGUGGCAGCCUCACCCUGUGACGCACCGGACUACAUGCCUAUGCAACCCAGCUCCCCCUCUCUUCACCACCACCAUCCCCAGCACUCCCACUCUCCCCAGGCCCCCCGCUCAGUCCAACAGCCCACAGACCCCCGUGGCUACAUGAUGAUGCUACCAGGGGGGCGGAACUCCUCUUCCCCAGUCCAGGCCUCCCACAGCAGUAGCAGUAACAUGGGUCUUGGUGGAGGUAGUGUCAGUAGUUCUGGUAGUAUAGUGGAGCGGCCCGAGAAUGGAGAGUACAUGGACAUGUCGUACAGCAGUAGCGGAGGAGGUGGAGGGGACGCGGCAGGGGGACGGAAGUUCUCCAACGAGGGGGGAUACUACGCACUGAGCAACCCUGAAGGGAGAGACCCCAAAUCAUACAACUACAGUCCCUACUUCUCCCUGCCUCGCUCCUACAAGGCCCCCGCUGCGAGAGAGAGGAAACAGAGAGAGAGGGAACAGAGAGAGAGGGAACAGAGAGAGAGGGAACAGAGAGAGAGGGAACCGAGAGCGCAUGAUGAGUAUGUACCCAUGAGCUCCCCGGCAAAACCAGUCUACUCCCAGGUUGCUACCGGCAACGUCGGCGAGAGGGGCGUGACGACGAGGGGUGUUGGUAGUGGGGGGUCUGACACCCCUCACAUCCUCCCUCACGGCUACCCGCCCCCUCCCUACGGGGUGCACCACCAAGCGGCUAACGGUGACCGUCGGACGACCCCGGUCCGGCCCAACCGCCUUCCCCUAGGGCGCCGCAGCUUCCACGGGUCACUGAGGGUCAGCGAGCCGGACGCCGCCGAGGUACUCUCCAGCCCUGGAGAGUACAUCAACAUCGAGUUUGGGGGCCGCUACGGACCCCCAACGUCCUGCCCCCUCUCUGCCCAGGAUGGCUCACCCUCUGUGGGCUCUGCUGAGCAGCGCCACUCCCCUCCCCACCCCUAUCCUCAGAAUCAGGACUAUAUGAGUGUAGAGGUGGGGGUUGGAGGUGGGGGUGAUGAUGGAGGACGCCUGGCUAAGAACAAGUCUCCCAGACCCUCACUGGUGGCUCCCUGGAACCCACCCAGCUACAUCCGACCUCUUGCUGCUGGGGCCUCCGUGAGUGGGGCCCCUGGUUCUUCUGGAGCUCGAUGGCGGACGGGGACAGAUGACUACACAGAUAUGACCUUUAACCUCAGCAGUGGUGAGGAGUCGCGGGGGUUACGGAGUAGUCCCACGGCCAUGCUGCAGCACCUGUGUUUGAUGGAGAGCUGCUACCCCCCCACCUCUACCUCCCCUCCCUCCUCCAGCCCUCAGCUUGAGCCCAUCAAGGUGGUACGUGCGGACCCCCAGGGGCGACGCCGACACAGCUCCGAAACGUUUUCCUCAUCCUCCAACUCCGGAGGAGUCGGCGCCACAAGCUCCAGCACCAUCCCCAACCCCUCCUCGGGCUCAGCCAACCCCUCGGCUCUCAACGUAGCUCAUCUGGCCGAGAGCUCCAAGUGGACCGGCUCUGGCUCCUUUGACAGUGUGUGGAUGUGUGUUGAGGGGGUAGGGGGGGACUCGGCCGGUCUCCCUGCCCGUCCAGGGCCUUCUGAUCUGGGCAUUGCCUCAGCCUCAUCUGUGUGUCCUCCUGGGGGUCGGAUGCGCAGGAACAUGUCUGUGGGGUAUCAGAACGGACUCAACUACAUCGCCCUGGAGCUGAGAGAGGACCGGGACUCUAACCCUCUACCCGUACCCCAGCAGCAGCAGGAUGGUACCGGGGUGACCCCCAACGCCCCCCAAGCCAGUAACCUGACUGUGCCAGUAGCAGAGGACAACGGAGCAUAUGGCAGUAUAGACUUCAUCAAGUCAGACAGGAUGACUGCCACGUCCAAGGACUGAUGGAGGAAGCUGAGAAGGGAGCAUCACAGACUCCCUCUACUGUGGCCUUCAACACCCCCACACCACACUUUGAUCUUCAACCUCUCAACCUCGACCCCAAGGACUCCAGCCCACGAGGUCACGCCCCCUCUGAACAACAACAACCGCACCAUCACCAAGACGACAGAAAACAAAGACUGAAUGCGCCACAUUUGUGUUUAAUAAUUUCAUAUUUUUUUUGCAAACUUUUUUAAUUUUUGAUAUAUAUCCAUUUUUUUCCCCUUCUCA